GUAACUCGUCCGAGUAUUGUGGCUCAACAGCGCCCUCAACUUGUAUAUAAGCAUUGAUUUCGAGGGCUUGCUGGCAUUCAGUAGCAAAGCGUCUGUCAACGCAUUAACAACAACUACUUAACGUCAGCCUCAAGUCAAAUCAAAUAAACAGCAGCAAGAUGAAAUGCACACUAUUCGCCUAUGUAUUCGCCAUAAUCGCUUUGUUGUUGUGCGCCAGCGUACAAGCCCUUGACAAGUCGGCUUGCUCGCAGCCCAAAGAUGUGGGUCCAUGCCGUAAAUCCGAUCCGAAGGUCUUCUACAAUAGCGAAUCGAAGGCCUGUGAGGACUUCAUCUAUGGCGGUUGCCAGGGUAAUGACAAUCGCUUCGACACCAAAGAGCAAUGUGAGAAGCUUUGCCUUUAAAGCGUUGCAACCAAUGUAUAUCGAUAAAUUACACAAUCGAUUGUGUUGUACCAAUUGAGGCGUUUAACUGUCGUUGAUGCAAAUGAGCAUGAAUAUAAGUAUGAGUAUGAGUAUUUGUUAAAUAAUUAUUAUUUCACUUUUGUUAAUAAACAGUUAAGUUGCGCAACAUUUGUUUAUAAAUA
Bactrocera latifrons is the source of this 583-nucleotide messenger RNA. RefSeq names its product protease inhibitor-like. Gene Ontology annotation, molecular function: serine-type endopeptidase inhibitor activity. The record is from RefSeq and is a predicted model, not a curated record. Lineage: Eukaryota; Metazoa; Arthropoda; Insecta; Diptera; Tephritidae.